CCUCAAUCAACGACAUUAUUUUUUGUGUCUAUCUCAACUCGAGAUUACAAGGCUCGGAUGUCUUAUUGUUCUGUCUACCAUGGGUUUCGCUCGAGUUCCUGCGGAGCUUCAGAUGGAAAUAUUCGGAUUCCUCGAUCGUCCAGGUAUCAAAUCUUGCAGAGGUGUCUGCAGAUCAUUUCGCGACAACGCAUCACCAUGUCUGUUUGGAAGAGUCCUUGCAUGCCCUCGAUAUCAAGCGCUCGGGGCACUACAGAAGAUCUCGUUGCAUUCCGUUUAUCCAAGAUAUGUCAAGGAGAUAGUCUACGAUGGCUCGGUCUACGAUUCGUGUCUUGCUACUAACGAAAACCGCUAUCAUCAAUCCGCCGAGGAGGAGCCUGAAAUUCGCCAGGGCUUCCCCUGGGAGAAGCGCCGUCGGUUCAAGCGCUACCAAAAUCUAUAUCAAGACCAAGAGGAUAUGCGCACUGGGGGCGUGCUCCUUCAGACUAUAGCGCGAGCGCUUGAGUGGAUGCCGAAUGUCACCUCCGUGGUUUAUUCUCCCGGUCCACAUACAGUUCCUGUGGAGGCUAGGCUUAUGAAGGACCUCCUCCCUCGUGGUGUGUCCGACACCUCAAUGUUUCAAGGCGACUCUUUGAGUUCGUAUAUUGAGAGAGCUCAGCAUGGUAUCCAUCAUCUCAUUGGCGCGAUUUAUGCCUCUCAGUACCCCGGAAUUCGCUCGUUCCGUGUGGAAGCAGCGGAACGUGGCAAGCGAAAUGUUGGAACUGAAUUCACGCACUAUGUCUUCAAUUUCCCAAGCUCCAACCACUUGGAUGCUGGCAAAUUCUUCUUUCGUCAUCUACAUAAGGUGGUGAUGAAUCUCUCCCUCUUAAUACCACAGAGAAUAGCGCGGGAUCCAACCGACCAGAUGGAAGAAGCGAUGAUUCAUACCCUCGCGGCCUUGCUGGUGGAGGCUAAAGAACUAACAGAAUUGUCUUUUCGCCUUUGCCAUUGGCGCAAAGAUGCCAAUCAGAUGUUCGGACAUGUCAUUUUUGACGAGGAAUUAUUAUUUCCUAGCCUUGGCCUCAGGCACACCUGGCCGAGAUUGCGCAAGCUUAGUCUUGGUGGCAUAUAUGCAUCAGGAAAAGAAAUGACCCACUUGAUUAUUCGUCACAAGACAACGCUUAACAUGCUCCAGUUCGAUCACUGCAGUCUGAUCUCGGGAGCAUGGGCCGACAUCGUCGAUGAAGUCGUCUUCAACACAAACAUCAUAGCAUUUUCGCUUCAUCUUGUCAACGAGACAGACAUUGGUGAUACGCGUUUCCAGGAUAUGGCGUCAGAGGAAAUGGAACAGUGGCAAUACCAAGGCAAACUGAGGAUAGAUUCUGAGGGUAGACGAUACUUCGAUGAGCCUGACUACAAAUCGGUAUAUGCGAAGCGAGGCGUAAUAUGAGAAGAAGAGUAGAUGUCUUAGGUGAAAGAAAAAUUGAUACGUUGUUCCUAAGGGAAAGGCCAUUUUCGAUGAUUACAUCUGAGCUGCUAACUUCAUGUGUGAUAUUAUGUAACAUGCCACCGCG
Lindgomyces ingoldianus is the source of this 1550-nucleotide messenger RNA. RefSeq lists its product as uncharacterized. Bases 80 to 1426 code for a protein of 448 amino acids. The transcript is spliced from 3 exons. The record is from RefSeq and is a predicted model, not a curated record. NCBI's taxonomy places the organism in Eukaryota, Fungi, Ascomycota, Dothideomycetes, Pleosporales, Lindgomycetaceae. Gene Ontology annotation, molecular function: protein binding.